Molecule: messenger RNA, 1754 nt
Organism: Sorghum bicolor (sorghum)
Lineage: Eukaryota; Viridiplantae; Streptophyta; Magnoliopsida; Poales; Poaceae
Product: probable xyloglucan galactosyltransferase GT19
Exons: 1
Coding region: 209-1561 (450 amino acids)
Molecular function (GO): glycosyltransferase activity
Source: RefSeq, a predicted model, not a curated record
CAUGUGUCUAAAUAUUCCAUGUGAUGGGUGUUAAAAAGAAAAAGAAAAACAGGAGCAACCAAACAUGCCCUUAGCCACAUGGACUUGGGCUAAGAUUUGCAAAGCCUCUAGCGAAAGGCCUAUGGUGAAAUCUACGCCAUCGAUCCACAAACUUGGUUUCAUUCCGUAAUUCUCUCUCUUCAAUCCCCCUGUCGGUCCGAAUCCAAAAAUGGUUAAUCCCCUCUUCAUCUUCCUCCCCCUCCUCAGCGUCGCCGCCGGCACCGACGGGCCGGACCCAUGCGUAGGCCGGCGGAUCCACAUCCGCAGCCUGCCUCCGCGCUUCAACACCGACCUCCUCCGCCACUGCGGGGCCGACGCCUUCCCGCUCGCCGACCCGUCCGCGGCGGCCACCUCGACCCCGCCCUGCGAGUCGCUCGCCAACCACGGGCUCGGGCCUCGCACUCACCCACGCAGCCGGUCUUGGUACCGCACCGACGCGCGGCUUCUGGAGGCCUUCUUCCACCGCCGCAUCCUGGAGCGGGACUGCCUCGCCGACGACCCGGCCGACGCCGACGCCGUGUUCCUGCCCUACUACGCGGCUCUCGACGCCCUGCCGUACGUGCUCGAUCCGGGCCUGCUCGACGAAUCCGCGCGGCACGGCGUGGCGCUGGCGGAGUUCCUGUCGCGGGACCAGGCACGGAUCCUGUCUCGCCGGCACGGGCAUGACCAUUUCCUGGUGGUCGCGGGGUCCGCGUGGGACUACGCGCAGUCGCCGAGCGUGGAGCCGAGGCUAUGGGGCUCGACGUCGCUGCUGCGGCUGCCGGAGCUGGCCAACUUCACGUUCCUGACCCUGGAGUCCCGCACGUGGCCGUGGCAGGAGCACGCGAUCCCGCACCCGACGUCCUUCCACCCGUCCUCCCUCGGCCACCUCCGCGCCUGGCUCGCCCGCGCGCGCCGUUCGCGUCGCGCCACGCUGAUGCUCUUCGCGGGCGGCGCCUCCCGCCCGUCCCGGCCCAACAUCCGGGGCUCCAUCCUCUCCGAGUGCGCCAACCGCACCGACGCGUGCGUCGUCGUCGACUGCUCCGGCGGCAAAUGCGCGCACGACCCGGUCCGGUACAUGCGCCCCAUGCUGCGGUCCAAGUUCUGCCUGCAGCCGCCGGGGGACACGCCGACGCGGCGCUCCACGUUCGACGCCAUCCUCGCCGGGUGCGUGCCCGUGUUCUUCGAGGACCUCGCGGCGCGGAGGCAGUACGGGUGGCACCUGCCCCCAGUGCGGUACGACGAGUUCUCGGUGCACAUACCCAAGGAGGCCGUGGUGUUCGGCGGCGUCCGAAUCGUCGAGGCGCUGGAGGCCGUGCCGGAGGAAGAGGUGCGGAGGAUGCGGCGGCGCGUGCUGGAGAUGGCGCCGAGGGUGGUGUACCGGCGGCACGGGAGCACGCCUGAGCUGAGGGAGGCCGUGAAGGACGCCGUCGACCUCGCCGUGGAUGGCGUGCUGCAGAGGAUCCGGAGGCGGACGCGUGCACUGGAGGACGGACUGCCGGAGAGGAUUUACGCGCAAGAGGAGGAUAGCGUCGACAUAUAGGAUCAGGAACAUCCUCUUCGGCUGCACUGCAUCAGGACAUUAUUAUGAUGAUGCUGUGUUCCAGGUCCAAGAAUGAAACAGAGUGUGUACAUGUUGCUGUUGUAUUGGAGAAAUGAGAUUUGUGUUCCCUGUAAUUUGUACUAGUUCUAUGAGGCCUUGUUUAGUUUCCAAAAAAUUUCAAGAUUCUCCAUCA